Limanda limanda (common dab) is the source of this 3280-nucleotide messenger RNA. RefSeq names its product tweety family member 2 (gene ttyh2). Gene Ontology annotation, molecular function: intracellularly calcium-gated chloride channel activity; volume-sensitive chloride channel activity. The transcript is spliced from 14 exons. Bases 326 to 1924 code for a protein of 532 amino acids. Gene Ontology annotation, cellular component: plasma membrane. NCBI's taxonomy places the organism in Eukaryota, Metazoa, Chordata, Actinopteri, Pleuronectiformes, Pleuronectidae. The record is from RefSeq and is a predicted model, not a curated record.
GAGUGCGCUCGGAUCAGAAGCUGCGGACGCACGCCGGCACAUGGACGCGCUGUGAUUAUUCUGAUCCUGAUUUUCCUCUUUUCUUUGCGGGAUCUUCUCUGCACCGCGUCCGUCUCUGCGGGGGGACUUCUCCUGCGUGGUUUUUCUGGGCUGGUGCGUGUCUGGGAGUGUGCGUGUUUUUCCCACUGGAACCAGCACACGCACGCUUCCAUCGCAGCCUUUGUAUGAGAUGAGGCUGGAUUAGUGGAUCCGCUGCUCGGCUCGACCGGGACCGAGGAGGCUCACUGAAAGUUGCGUGGUUCCUGGGAGGUGUGGGGGGGCCGGGAUGUCUCGGGUGGAUUACACUGCGCCCUGGUGGACCUACUGGCUGCACAACUUCCCCCACAUCAACCUGAGGUUCCAGCCCAUCGACAACAGCUUCCAGCCCGAGGAGGAGAACUACCAGCAGUCUCUGAUAUUCCUGGCGUGCGUGGUGGCCGCAGGACUCGGCGUCAACCUCCUCUGCCUCGCCAUCUACCUGAGCUGUUUGUGCUGCUGCCGCAAAGAUGAGGAGGAGGAGAGCAAGAAGACCAACUCCUGCUGCGUCACCUGGUCGGCCGUGGCAGCCGGCCUCAUCACAUGCGUCGCAGUGGGUGUGGGUUUCUACGGCAACAGUGAGACCAACGACGGAGUCUACCAGUUGACCUACUCCUUGUACAACGCCAAUCACACGCUGGGCGGCGUGGACAGUCUCGUCACCGGCACCAUGGGCAGCAUGAGGAGCGGCCUGCACCAGCACCUCGCCCGGCUGGACGAGAUCUUCGCCACACGCGGUGACUUUGUGCAGACGCUGCAGUUCAUGCAGCAGAUGGCUGACAAUGUGAUCAAACAGCUGCUGGGCCUGCCCGACUGGGAGGCGGCCAAAGUGGACCUGGCAUCCAUCGCUGAUCAAACGGCCAUCGUGGAGUACUACAGAUGGCUCACCUACCUGCUGCUGCUCAUCCUGGACCUGGUCAUCUGCCUGCUGGCCUGUCUGGGUCUGGCCAAGCAGUCUCGCUGGCUGCUCACCACGAUGAUGGUGUUCGGCGUGCUGACGCUGGUGCUGAGCUGGACGUCUCUGGGAGCUGACCUGGCCACUGCUGUGGGCACGAGUGAUUUCUGUGUUUCCCCCGACAAGUUCGUCAUGAGCCAGACGAAGAGCAUCAUCCCUGCUGAUAUCGUUCAUUAUUAUCUUUACUGCAACCAGACGCUCUCCAACCCUUUCCAGCAGCCCCUGACCAUCUUCCAGAGGUCCCUGACCACCAUGCAGAUCCAGAUCCAGAGUCUGCUGCAGUUUGCUGUUCCUCUGUUCCCUUCAGCUGAGAGAGACCUGCUGGGAAUCCAGAAUGUGCUGAACUCCUCUGAGGCCAGCCUGCACCAGCUGACCGCCCUGCUGGACUGCAGGGGGCUCAACAAGGACUACCUGGAUGCGAUGGUGGGGGUGUGCCACGACGGCGUGGAGGGCGUGCUCUACCUCUGCCUCUUCUCCGUGCUUGCAGCCUGCGCCUUCACUGUCAUGCUGUGUGCCAUUCCCAGGGCGUGGAGACAAAUAGCCAGCAGGGAACAGGACUACGACGACAUUGACGAGGAGGACCCGUUCAACCCCCGGACGAGGAGGAUCAUCUCCCAGAACCCGAACCUCCCCAACAUGCACACCUUCUGCAGCUACACCAGCAGCAUGGGCAGCCAGAGCAGCCUGCACCCCCCCGCCCCGGCCGUGGCCGCCGCCCCUACGUCCGAGUACAUGAACCAGGCGGCUCUGUUCGGGGGAAAUCCUCGCUACGAGAACGUGCCGCUGAUAGGACGCGGAUCUCCGCCCCCUUCGUACUCGCCGAGUAUGAGGGCCACCUACCUGUCCAUGACCGAGGAGCAGAUUAGACACUUUGGAAACGACUUCCAAGCAUAGACUUCUUAAACUGCCCCUGGAGGAAGACGCCAUCACACACAUUAACACACACACACACACAUACACACACUCGACAGGAGGAGUGUGUCCAAGCAUCACAAAGACAGGACAACAUCAGAACCAUAUCUGUGCUGUUCUUCUCGUAAAAUGACUCAUCUCAGUUUUUCUGCCCCAAGUCGAACUUUACCUGCUCUUGAUCUGUUUUGUGCUCCGUGGGAAAACUGUCAAGUUUUGAAAUAUGAACUGAAUAGAACAUCCUUGUUUGUCAGGCAAGGGGGGGGGGGAUGAGUUCAAUAUGCAGCUGAUUAAACCUUGGCCAAGGCCCAACAGUCGAGUCCAGCUGCACCUUUAUUCCACACACUCGUAUAUAUCAGUUCCCUUAAUGUGCCUGUUUCUUUUUUUCAUCCACAUCAAUAAAUGACUCCCUGCAAAAAGCGUUUUUUGGGAAAAUGUAGAAAAAUGUCCCAUAUCACAAUUUUAGAGAAAGUGAUCGGCACCAGAAUUUAAUAAGUUCCUCCCUCACACAUUCUGCAUCCUUCCACCAAUUUUGGUUGAAAUCCAUUCAGUACUUUUUGUGUAUUAUUGUGUGUAAUAUUGUUCAGAACCACACAAACAAAUGCAUAAAAAUGAUAACAUCUACAAAUAGUCAAACUAAGACACAGAUUAAAACACAUAAAAACACUCUGGAAUCAAUAGCUAAAUUGAUUAUGAAAAAAUGUGGACGGGGGUGAAACAUAACCUCGAAACAUGUCCCAGUUUGAUUUAUCUGCUCUUCACGGAAUAAUUUCCCUUCACACCUUUGAAAAGAAGGUUUGUUUCACUUCUGACAACGUUCAGGUCAGUGAAGAAGGAAAAUAUGAAACACACGUUCUGUGUUUUCUACAUGUUUCGCUUCAUGCUUGAUAAACAUGUGAAACACCACGACCUCUGUAAAUAAAAGCAAAUGUCCAAUAACAGACUGUUGUCUUUUACUCUGAUUUGAUUUUGUUUUUAAACAAACGUGCCAAUUUUUUAAAUAUUUUUUCUAAUUUUGUGUGGCAGCGUCACAUAGGAUUUUUUUUUUCUAAAGAGCCAUUAAUCCAUAUCGUCUUUUCGGUCUAACUCGAUGAAGUUGUCAUUUCUGCUGUAGUUUGGAAGCCGCGCUGCACUAACUGUCAUUAAUGAGAAUAUUCAGGUCAUUUUCUUUUUCCUCAGUACGCGGUUGGGACGACUAACAGUAGAGAUUUAAAGCAUUAGUCUUGAUUUGUGUCUUUCAGCAUGUUUCACUGUACAGGCACUGAGUGGUGCUGCCGUCUGUGGGGGGGGCCCAGACUCAGGGGCCCAACUGUGAGUUCAAUAAACCUGUUUUUUUGAGUA